AUGGACUCGGAUACCAAGCCAUUAGCGAAAGAUUCUAUGAAAUCUACAUGGCGCACUGCCGAUCGUUCCAAAUGGACGCAUCACCACUGGGCACUGGAGUAUCUAAACGCCCAUCCACAAGAAUUAGAUAAAGAAGUACCUAUACACGCAAAAGACGAGCCAAUACCACAUAUGCCUCAGUGGUCUCUCCAGCGAUGGGUUCUAUUCUACUCUGCUUUACCACUACUCCUUCAUCAAUCUUAUAUGACCUUCACCGGCCGCACAUUAGGUCCGAUCGCGACCUUCAACUUUUACUUCGUCGCUUUCAACGCCAUCAUCAUCUACCAAGUACAUGUCCUCCGACGUAUGGGUCACAUCUACGGUUUCCUCGACGGCGAUAAACAUGAACGAGAUGGUGUACCCGAUGUCGGUGUCGCAAAAGUCGUUCACUCCCUUUAUAAAACAACCGGAUCUCGACUCGUUCUCUCUAUCUACCUGACCUACAACCGAGACUUACUACCAAGCCAGCUGAACUGGUUCUGGCUUCCACUUGAGAUCGGUCUCUAUGGGAUAAUUCUCGAUUUCUGGUUCUACUGGUACCAUCGUCUCAUGCACGAUGUGAGCUUCCUAUGGAAAUAUCACCGUACUCAUCACUUGACCAAGCACCCGAAUCCCCUUCUUGCCGCGUAUGCCGACCAUGAACAAGAAUUCUUCGAUAUGGUUGGCGUUCCCGUGAUGACAUAUUUCAGUCUCCGAUUAAUGGGACUACCUAUGGGAUUUUAUGAGUGGUGGAUUUGUCACCAGUAUGUGGCAUUUGCUGAGGUCUUUGGGCACAGUGGUCUUAGAAUGCAUUUGACUGUGCCUUCUACUUUGAGUUGGCUGUUGCAGAUGCUAAACUGUGAGAUUGUUAUUGAGGACCAUGAUCUUCAUCAUCGCAAGGGAUGGAGGAAGAGUCAUAACUAUGGAAAGCAGACGCGUCUUUGGGAUCAAAUAUUUGGUACUUGCACUGAUCGGAUUGAAUCGGUGGAGGAAAAUGUGGAUUAUGUCAAUGUGGCCAUGAUGCCGCUGUUCUAG
Molecule: messenger RNA, 1053 nt
Organism: Penicillium malachiteum
Lineage: Eukaryota; Fungi; Ascomycota; Eurotiomycetes; Eurotiales; Aspergillaceae
Product: sterol desaturase family protein
Exons: 1
Coding region: 1-1053 (350 amino acids)
Biological process (GO): ergosterol biosynthetic process
Molecular function (GO): C-4 methylsterol oxidase activity; iron ion binding
Source: RefSeq, a predicted model, not a curated record